Molecule: messenger RNA, 219 nt
Organism: Rotaria sordida
Lineage: Eukaryota; Metazoa; Rotifera; Eurotatoria; Philodinida; Philodinidae
Source: the annotation of a GenBank genome assembly
AUGUAUUCUCAGAUUUAUACUGAAAAUAAUUCGUAUUUAUUCAAUACAACAAAUUUUAAUAAUCAACAUGAAUUAAUAACAAAUAAUAAUUAUUCAUCAUCAGAUUGGCAAAUAUCAAUACCAUUUAAUACUAAUAAUGAAUCAAUGCUUGCAUCAUGUUAUACUAAUAAUCAUGAUAUAAAUUCAUAUAAUUGUGAAAAGUUUUUUUUUUGUUCUUAA